Molecule: messenger RNA, 618 nt
Organism: Hydractinia symbiolongicarpus
Lineage: Eukaryota; Metazoa; Cnidaria; Hydrozoa; Anthoathecata; Hydractiniidae
Product: sialate O-acetylesterase-like
Exons: 3
Coding region: 1-618 (205 amino acids)
Biological process (GO): carbohydrate metabolic process
Molecular function (GO): sialate O-acetylesterase activity
Source: RefSeq, a predicted model, not a curated record
AUGAAAGCAGAGACCGAAUUGGAUCUUGCGCUUAGCUAUCCUCAUAUUCGAUUAUUCGAAGUAGAUGAAUAUUUCUCAAAUGUAACAAUACACGAGUUAAAAAUGAAGAGCAUUCCUCUUCGAUGGAACCUACCAACAUCGAGAACACUAUCACAGUUUUCAGCGAUAUGUUGGAUGUAUGGUAGACGAUUGUUUGAUCAAUAUCAUGUUCCAAUUGGUCUAAUCUCUUCUAAUUUUGGUGGCACGCGUAUAGAAGCUUGGUCGUCACCAGAUAUGUUAGCAAGAUGUAACGCGUCCAGCAACAACGAAAAUUCGGCAUCACAGCUUUGGAACGCCAUGGUAUAUCCAUUAUUAACAACUACCAUAUUUGGUGUGAUUUGGUACCAAGGAGAAAGUAAUACUCCAGAUCCAGAUACAUACAACUGCACCUUUCCAGCAAUGAUUGCUGGAUGGAGAAAAGAAUGGUACAAAUCUACUGAGAAAAGUACAGACCCAAUGUUUCCCUUUGGAUUUGUUCAGGUAUAUUCCCAAACAUGUUAUCGUUUUACUUGUGGCCUACUUUUGUAUUUUAACGGCAUUAAGACAGUAUACCUGCCUUCGAAAGUUAAAGUAAAAUAA